Molecule: messenger RNA, 378 nt
Organism: Melampsora larici-populina 98AG31
Lineage: Eukaryota; Fungi; Basidiomycota; Pucciniomycetes; Pucciniales; Melampsoraceae
Exons: 5
Coding region: 1-378 (125 amino acids)
Source: RefSeq, a predicted model, not a curated record
AUGUUAUCUUUCCAAUCUCUCCCAAAGUUUCUCAUCAUGUUUAUUGUUGUAUGUAUCACACACUUUGCUUUUACAAAAGCCAUCAAAGUCAUAUGUGCAGUCGGGUUCACGAAUACUGGAUGGGACUCAGUCUGUUGGGAGAAAGGAGGUAAAUUUUAUUCGUGCCCAACAAAACAGUGCUCGUACAAUAAUCGUCAAUAUGCACCGAUGCAAGGUUGUACACUCGACAAGACUCCUGGUGCAAGUAAUCAACAAUGUACGGCUUAUCAGCUUCAAGGUGCCAGAUACCAAUGCUGGAAUAGCGGGAAUGUACGCUACAUGUGUCCUAAAGACACCAAUACGGACUUUAUUACUUGCUCAGACUGCAAAUUAUUAUAA